Betta splendens (Siamese fighting fish) is the source of this 5958-nucleotide messenger RNA. RefSeq names its product glutamate decarboxylase 3 (gene gad3). Gene Ontology annotation, cellular component: cytoplasm. Gene Ontology annotation, molecular function: carboxy-lyase activity; pyridoxal phosphate binding. The record is from RefSeq and is a predicted model, not a curated record. The coding region runs from base 304 to 2031 and encodes 575 amino acids. Gene Ontology annotation, biological process: carboxylic acid metabolic process. The transcript has 16 exons. Lineage: Eukaryota; Metazoa; Chordata; Actinopteri; Anabantiformes; Osphronemidae.
UUCCUAUCAGAAUUCAGGGCUGGACUUGAGAAGCAGAGCUUGAGCCAGUAAAGGGGUGCCUCUAGAAAAGCUUCAUUUACACAUAAAGUAACAGUACCCAGAACACAAACUUAAACCACUAGUUGUCAGGAAUGCUCGGGUGCUGGACCCACAUGCACAGCGCAGACACGCUGAUCAGUCGAUAAACAACUUUAUUGUGCAACGUAGUCAGGGCAAUCCAGGUCAUACACGAUUGGUCUCAGGCAAAGGCACAAAAGGAGCAGGCAAACUCGAUUCCGGGGACAGGCAAGGUUUCGGUGACUAAUGAGCUGGGCAGAGGUACAGACAAGGAGUGAGCUAUAUCGUGGUCAGACAGUCAGGAACGUUACCAAUAUCUCGAGGCGUAGGUACAGACAGGGUGCAGGCAAGAAUCGGCGGCCAGGUACAGACAGGAUCAUGCAACAUGACAAAAUACUUGAUGAAUCAGACGGAAUCAAAGUGAAGGUGGACUCAGCAGCACUGAGCAACCAAAGACAGGCACCUACUGACUUCAGCAACAUCUACAGCAAAGACCUGCUCCCAGCUUCGGGCGGUGAAGAGGUGACCAAAGAAUUUUUACAGGAGCUUCUAAAUGUCUUGCUUGGUUAUAUCUGCAAGACAAAUCAAAGGAGUACAAAGGUCCUGGACUACCAUCAUCCUCAUCAACUCAAGGAGGGACUGGAAGGCUUCACUCUGCAGCUGACAGACCAACCAGAAACCUUGGAGCAGAUACUAGUGGACUGUAGAGACACACUCAAGUAUGGUGUCAAUUCAGGCCAUCCUCGAUUCUUCAACCAGCUGUCCUCUGGUUUAGAUCUGAUCGGUCUAGCUGGCGAGUGGUUGACCUCUACAGCCAACUGUAACAUGUUCACGUAUGAAGUGUCUCCUGUCUUCAUUCUCAUGGAGGAGGUUUUGCUGAAGAAGAUGCAAGACAUCGUAGGAUGGUCAAAAGAUGAAGGAGACGGACUUUUCUGUCCAGGAGGCUCCAUAUCCAACCUUUACAGCAUUCUGGUGGCCAGGUAUCACUUCUACCCAGAGGUGAAGACCAGAGGGAUGAGAGCCCUGCCUCGACUGGCACUCUUCACCUCAGAACAUAGUCACUACUCGAUAAAGAAGUCUGCCGCCGUGCUGGGGUUUGGCAGCGAGAACGUGAUCGUGGUGAAAUGUGAUGAAAGAGGCAAAAUGAUUCCUGUUGAACUUGAGUCUUCCAUCAUUGCAGCUGAAGAAAAGGACUUGGUUCCAUUCUAUGUGAAUGCCACAGCCGGCACCACGGUGUAUGGAGCCUUUGAUCCUUUGGAUGCCAUUGCAGACAUCUGUCACAGACACGACCUGUGGAUGCAUGUUGAUGCAGCGUGGGGGGGAGGCCUGCUAAUGUCAGACAGGCACAGGAUGAAACUGAAGGGCAUUGAGCGAGCCUGGUCUGUAACAUGGAAUCCUCAUAAGAUGAUGGGGGUCCCUCUGCAGUGCUCUGUCAUACUGAUCAAGAAGAGGGGUCUCCUACAGGAGUGUAAUGAGUUGGGGGCUGAGUACCUUUUCCAGAGAGACAAACCCUAUGAUGUGAGCUAUGACACUGGAGAUAAGAGCAUCCAGUGUGGCCGACAUGUUGACGUGUUCAAAUUUUGGCUCAUGUGGAAGGCAAAGGGCUCACAGGGCUUUGGAUCCCAGGUCAACAAAUGCUUAGAGAAUGCAGAGUAUCUGUAUGAUGAACUGCAGCGAAGGGCUGGCUUUGAACUGGUCUUUGAACACAAGCCAGAGCACAGUAAUGUGUGUUUCUGGUACAUCCCACCCAGUCUGAGGGUCCUUCCACCUGGACCUGAAAGAGAUGCCAAACUUCAUCAUGUGGCUCCUAGGAUUAAACACAGAAUGAUGGAGAAGGGCUCCACCCUUGUUGGCUACCAGCCUUUUGGAGACAAAGUCAAUUUCUUUCGAUGUGUCUUCUCCAACCCUGCUACUCAGCAAGAGGACGUAGACUUCCUGUUGAACGAGAUCUGUCAGUUGGGUGAAAACUUGUGACCUCUAAAACUAGUUUUCGCUGGGUACACUGUUGAAUUGUUUCAGGGCUUCCCUUCCCCAUCAGGUAGCCAGCCCUGGUCCUCGUGGGCCAAGGCUAAGCUUUUGUUACUUGCUGUUAUCUUUAACUGGAAAUGACAAGCAGGUCGGUGGCUCUCGAGGACCAGGACUGUCGACUCCUGCUGUUUCAUACAAGUUAACCUUAUUUGCGCGUCAGAUUCUGUCCCCUUCAGUCAAACAACAGCUUUAUGCUGAAUAUUAUAUAAAAUACUCAUAAUGUAGUAGCUGUUUGUUUGUACUAUGUCACCAAUUCAGGGCAUGAAAAAUAAAAAAAAGAUCUACAAAAGGUAUUUGUAACCAACUACAUCUAUAGUUACCUGACCCUGGUCUGAAUUCCAGGAUGUUUGGAUACCAGUGCUGAUAGAGCCUAACAUGAACCUGCUGCAGUAGAACCACAGUUUCUCAUUGCUACACUGGGUUUUUCCACACGACUAAACUCUUUACUAGGAAUUUAAAAAAAAAAAAAAACCUCGGCAAUGCUCAGGGUUUGUGUUACGGCCCUGAGUUUCCUAAUCAUAGGCCCCUGGCAAGGGCAGAGAAUCCAGGGUUUGUCCCAGCUUGUCUUUGAGGCUGUUCCUUUCUAUUCGUAAAGAUGAAGCCUGUGGGUAUAUUAGGAAAUUUCUGAGGUUCUUGGAAAAGACAAGAAGCCUUGUAUACUGAGCUGUCAAACCAUCAUAACAAACAUUUAUUUAGCAUUUAGUUCAUCUGAAUAUCUGGGCAGCCUAAUAUAUUAAUAUGUUUGUGUAAAGUUACAUUUUGAAUAUUUAAAUGUACAAGUAACUAUCUGCUUCAUAGCCAGUGUCUGGUCUGUGUACUGUGGGAUCCUUUAUUAUAUAUAAAUAAUAUUAAAGACAAAAGAAACGUGAUGCAUGAACCAAGUCCUCCAGUAUCAAAGCCUAUAGCGUCAUCUAGUGACAGGAGAUUGCAAUGCAUGUGACGAGUCUACAGGACAAGUCAUGAAGAGUCUCAGUGGGUAACUGUUAAAUUGUAAAAUAGUGUCAUUAGUCAUAAAAAUAACCACUUGAAAGCAGAAAUAUUGCUAAUAAAGGUAAGGAUAUGGUUUGGUGCUUUAAGUUUAUGUAGGAAGUGUGUUUAGGUAAUUACUACAUUGUAAAAUAGUCUUAUUAACUACUCAAACCAGCACAAAAGAUUGUUAUUUUAAGCUAAAGAGCUGGAUUGGUGUUUUUAUUUUGAAACGAUAUGGAGAAAGCAUGUGCAGAUACUGUAAUUGCUAAACAGUAAAAUAGCCUUAAUACUGUAUCUAUUCAUAAUAAACCAAUUGAACUAUUGCUAUUUUUAGCUAAAGAUCUGGAUUGGUGCUUUUAUUUUGAAAGGAUUUGGAGGAGAUGUGUGCGCUUAGCACUUAAACUGUAAAAUAGUCUCAUUAACUAGUCACAAUUACCAAUUCAAAAGCAAAAAUAGUGCUAAAAAUUUGGAUUGGUACUUCUAUUUUGAAAGGAUUCAGCGUAAGUGUGUGACUAUAUUACUAAACAAUGUAAAACAGUGUAAUGAUCUAAUCAGCAAUAAGUAUAGAGCUGCUACACUGAGCAUCAGGAGUUUGACCUGGCAGUCAAAGCUGCAGCUGCGCCGUUGUCAUGGAGGUUCUUUCUGCUCUGUGAAAGCUUGUUACAGCAAAACCAUAAUAGCCAUCAAAAAAUAACUUCAUUUUAUGAAUCCCAAGGCUUCAAAUGGUUUGAGUUUUAUGUUUGAAGAAUAGAAAUUGUGGCCACAGUUGGUGUCUGCCUUGUUAGUUUAUAUCUGUUUUUUUCUGAACUUUGUCCUGCUUUUAGUUGGUAGUUCUUUGUAUGUUCCCCAUUGUUCUAUUAAAUGAGUUAUCUUGUAAAGUCUAACGGGCUGUGAAUGAGCCUUCUCCCUCGUGUUAGUUGGUCUGGACUGUGUUUCUCUGUCGAGCAGGUCUAAUAGUAUUUUUAAUAUCCUCAGCCUUUUGAUGGUCUGUGGAGCUCAGUGCAUCCAUCUUUGAUUCAGCUCUGAGGCAUCACCGAGCGCUAUAACACAAUUUAUUCUCCACUCUGUAGGAGACAAUAAAGCCUCUUUCAUAAUGUAUUAGAACUCAGUGCCCACGGUUACUGGGAGAAACAGAACAAACCAAGAGAAGGAGCAGACAAUACGUAAAAAAGGAAAAUGUUUCAGAGAUCGGUGCAAAACGAACGGGGGACGAAGCAUAUUACUAUGUAAUUUGGAGAGAUCGUAGAGCUGAUUAAACAGUAAAAACACAAUGAAACAGCACUAUUUCAUUUUUGCUGAGGUUAAUACAGUAAAUUUGGCAUUCUAAAUAAAAUUAUCUCUUUCAUAAUUAUUAUUUAUUUACUUAUUAUUUAUUAAUUGAAACUAGAUGUUCUUUAUGUUUCAAUAAAUAUGCUUUUCGUUUGGUGGCAUGUGUUGGGAUGUACUGUUGAAUUUUUUUACACACGUACUGUGUGACUAUGCACCUCCCAGAAUGCAAUACAUAUUAUGAGCUGAAUCCUUGUCCUCUCUUCAGUGAGAGGAAGUUCCCUUUGCUGUAAACUGCUCACUCCUUGCAAGUAAAAUCCUGAAGAAGGUCUCAAUUGAUUGUGUCUGCUUUAUUUAAGAUUUACAAAGGGAACUAACAAUUUCCCUAACAGGGGCAAGUGGACAGAGCACUCUGAUGGCUCUGUCUGCUGGACCCGAGCCUUCAAAGUCCUGGAUGAGUGUGAAUGACUAAUGCAAUUAAAACUGCAGAGCAUCCCACUUAGGAGGGAUGGAACCACUAUCCAGUAGCCCUGGUCCCUCCAUCAGUAGGAUGUCCCUCACAGACCUAAGUGGAUGAAUGUGGAGAGAUGUAGUUAGGAAGCAAGGCACCUGGGUCCCUAGAGCCAGGUUCCAGACUAGCUCUGCUAGCCAUCCCACUGCCCCAAGUUUCGGUAUCUGACAUUAUGAUAUGUUUCUGCCUUUAUGUCCUGAACUAUGGUUCAUCCCUAUCUGACUCCUCACCAAACCCAAGGCCAUAGAACUGGGAGCAUCUUAUCCUUUGAGGCUUAGCGUUCCUUCCCCUUUGAUUUUUGGUUUGAUGAUGUGCACAAUCAACAUCCAUGUUUUUUUAUUUGCUUUCCCCAUUAUUUUUCUUUUUCUUUAUUUUUAUAAUAAAUCACACAAAAGACAACUCUCUCAUCAGCCUCUAUGUGGGAAUUUUCCACCACAAUGUGUGGUUGUGUGUGAGCAUUUAUACUGUGACUGUAUGAAUGAUGCACUGACUGGAUGUCAGAGUGAAGUCAUUCUGAUUCUGUUAUGUAAUGUAAAAUCCUCAUCAGACAGAUCUGUGCUUCACAUUACUGAAGGACUUUGAAAGCUGUAUUUUACAGGAGAACUGACUGGUGUCAGUGGCAAAUCGUACUGUAAUGUACAAUGAAGGCAGUGACGCUUGGAGACCUGCUACAUCAGACUUAGUGCUGAUUGUUUGAGGAGACCCUACUCAGCUCUAACGUGAGUUAGUCAUUGCUGUGCUUUGGCUGGAGUAGGAACAGUUUAAACUCUCCUCUACCUUCCUCUGAUAUGUGGAAACCAACAUGAUGAUGAACAGCUGAUGUUUUUGUUUUUCAUGCCUUAGAAUAUAAUCACAUUCCCUCCUGCUCAUCUACUGUGAUUAACUGUUUUGGUCCUGGAACAGAGGCUGUGUUGAUUUAAAAAACCUCUGUGCUGACUUAAUUACACCUUAAGAAAACUGUAUUUACUCUUACUGCUGAGAUAAUGUGAAGUAUAGUUAAUUAUACGUGCAGUUAAUGUAACGUGUCAGCCGCGUGCUGUUUUUUUAGAUUUAAAGUUACAGUAUAGUCAUGUAUUGCAUAUACACCUUAAGAUGCCUUUUGUAGUGAUUUGGCUCUUUACACAAAU